AUGCUUCCCUUGCAGAUGCCGAAAGGACACGAACCGCCGAUGCAUCACCAUCAGCACCGAUCGUGGGCCUCCGAAAGUGGGCACUUUUUAAUUUGUGCCGGCGGAAUUCUCGCCUGCUAUUUCGUUUUUGGAAUUCAACAAGAACGAAUGUAAGAUCCUUUGCUUGAAAAUCCCAAAAAAACUCCAGGUUUACUUCAUUUUUCUACUUGCGCUGUGUCAUUGGGAAAUGCCAGGAAAUUGAAGAAAAACUGAAGUUUAGUGUGUAAAAAAAUUGAAAAAUCGCUUUUGAAUUUAUCAAUCUCACAAACUUUUCCCAUUUUUCAGUGUGCAAGGAAAGUACGAGCUUCCGGACGAGAGUGUCGAAAAGUUCACAUUCACUCAGGCGCUCGUCUUCUUUUUGUGCACCGCCAACACCAUCUACGCCUACCUGAUUCGCAAGAAGCAUGAAGUCGACAGUGUGCCGACCAGGCAAGCAUUUUUUUUGUGGAAAACUUGGCGCUGUAAACGCAAACGCCACGAAAAACCGACAAUUUCGCGCAAGAUGUCGGACAUUCCGAAAAUUAUCGUGUUUUCAUGUCAAAGUACCGUUCUUCACCGCUUUUGACCACAAAAAUCAGGUUAAAAGUGCUAAAUUCAUUCCGGAGAUUAUGAAACACAAAAAUUCUCAUUCGCAGUCUGAAAAUUUCAAAAAAACCUGAGUUUUAUUCAGGAUGUACGCCGCGUCGGCAGGCAGUUACCUUCUGGCGAUGAUCUCCUCCAAUCAGGCGCUCCAGUAUCUUCCAUACCCGACGCAGGUUCUCGCAAAGUCGUGCAAACCGAUUCCGGUGAUGGUGUUCGGCGUGCUGUUCGCCCAUAAAAGUUACAACUGGCGCAAGUACUGCUACGUGCUGCUCAUCGUCAUCGGCGUCGCCAUGUUCCUCUACAAAGACAAGAAGACGGCCGACCAGAAAGACUUUGGCUUCGGAGAACUGCUUUUGAUCUUCUCGCUGGCGAUGGACGGCACGACGACGUCGAUUCAGGAGCGGAUCAAGAAGAGCUACCAGCGGACGGGCACUUCCAUGAUGUUCUACACGAACCUUUACUCGUCGCUCUACCUCUCCGCCGGCCUUUUGCUCACCGGCGAGCUUUGGUCCUUUUUCUACUUUGUCCAGCGCCAUUCGUACGUAUUCUGGGACCUCGUCGGGCUGGCGAUCGCCUCCUGCCUCGGCCAAUGGUGCAUCUUCAAGACGAUCGAGGAGUUCUCGCCGUUGACGUGCUCCAUUGUGACCACUACCCGCAAACUCUUCACUAUUAUCAUUUCGGUAAGAGAUUUCAAUUGAUUUCAAAAGUUUGCUGUUCAAAUGGAGUUGAAAACACUGAAAGUCGAUAUUUUUAUUGCAGGUGCUGUUCAUGAACCAUCCGCUGUCGGGCCGUCAAAUCCUCGCGACGACCGUCGUUUUCAGCGCGCUGACGGCCGACGUCGUCGACGGAAAACUGUCGAGUGCGUCGCCGAAGAAGGAGGCGCCGAGCACGACAACGGAAGUGAAGACGCAGUGA
This is a messenger RNA of Caenorhabditis sp. 36 PRJEB53466, 1536 nucleotides long. NCBI's taxonomy places the organism in Eukaryota, Metazoa, Nematoda, Chromadorea, Rhabditida, Rhabditidae. The record is from the annotation of a GenBank genome assembly.